Molecule: messenger RNA, 990 nt
Organism: Hyalella azteca
Lineage: Eukaryota; Metazoa; Arthropoda; Malacostraca; Amphipoda; Hyalellidae
Exons: 3
Coding region: 81-425 (114 amino acids)
Source: RefSeq, a predicted model, not a curated record
GAAGAGGAUCACUGGACAACUAGCGGUCAAUCUACGAGUAUCUCUUAGAACUGUUCUACGAACACACAAUCCUAAACAUCAUGAAGACUGCUGUGGUAUUCGCACUUUUGGUCGGUGUAGCUGUUGCACAGUUGGGAGCUCCCGCUGCUCCAGCUGCUCCAGCUGCCGGUGCCCCUGCAGCUGGGGCCACUGGCAACCCCGGCAACCCGUGGGGACCGAGGGCGUACGGCAUGGGCCUCAACAACCCCUGGGCCAUCCCCGUAAACCCCUUCCUGAUGCGUCGAGCCCUCGCCCUCGUUAACAGCGUUCCCGGCGCUCUCGUCCGUGUCGAUGUCGACGGAGAAGUCGCCAUCACCAACCAGUUCGGCCAGGAGGUCGACAUCCUUGACGGCUUCGGCAACGAGGUCACCGAACUCUUCGAUUAACUCCAAUCAUUAGACUUUAUAGAAAUUGUACAGAGUAAAAAAGACUGUGAUCUCAGCAUGGCUUUUCCAUUGGCGCCAAUCUGUUGGAAAAUUGGCAGGAUUUCCCGGCUCGUUUCAAAUAAUUUUCGGCUGUUAACUGACAUCAAUCAAAAUCGUUGACUUCAUCAAUCUUGGAAUGCCUGUGAGGUCAUUGAGUCUACUAAGAUUUAUUCUGUUAUGCCAAGGGCGCUUGCUGGAGUAUCAUUGUACAUAAAUAUUCCUUUUUCUGUGAUCAAAUAUUCCUGUCAUAUUAUAGCGUAUUGUUUGCGAUGGCAGUUACUUCCACCGCAGUGUAGCCUCUCAGUUCUUGAGCCUAGCUUUUGCGCACUUAAAAUUGCAGUAGCCGAACAUUCGCUGUUUACACGGCGAGUCUGCGGCGCGCACGAUGUUUAAUGCGCAAUGUUGGGGCGAGAACAAGAGGAGUACUGGUUGUCCUACGUCAAACUGUCAUCCUUAAAGCUAGAAAAUGUUUCACCUUUUGCCCGAGUUCUGAUAUUAAUUUAUUGGAAUUCAUUGCUCAGUGACA